Scophthalmus maximus (turbot) is the source of this 2460-nucleotide messenger RNA. RefSeq names its product NIPA like domain containing 4 (gene nipal4). Bases 111 to 1445 code for a protein of 444 amino acids. Gene Ontology annotation, molecular function: magnesium ion transmembrane transporter activity. The record is from RefSeq and is a predicted model, not a curated record. Gene Ontology annotation, biological process: magnesium ion transport. NCBI's taxonomy places the organism in Eukaryota, Metazoa, Chordata, Actinopteri, Pleuronectiformes, Scophthalmidae. The transcript is spliced from 10 exons. Gene Ontology annotation, cellular component: membrane.
CGGCGCAUCGCUUCCUGAGCGGAUCUUAAGUGAAGACAUUUGGGAGGGGGAUUGUUUGGUUUCUCACCGAGAGUCUCUACUUCCUGUUGUGGCCUCGACGAAGCGACACGAUGCGAGAUGUUCACCUGGAUAAUGAGACGUGCGCAGACGGUAAGAACAUCAGCUCGUCCGGUCCUCGUCGUGUCAUCCUCUCAUCUGGUUUCUGUCGAGGAGGAAACACUCUCAGAUUCGCGUCUGUGCUGAGGUUGUGGUGUGGCGCCGCCCGCUCUGUUGUGUGUUCGAUCACUGGAGGUCAGACGCUGUCAUACACAUACCUGAACAACAGCAGUCUCACAACAGAUGCCAGCAGCUCCUACAACCUGUGGCUCGGCCUCACGCUGGCCCUGCUGUCGGCCUUCCUGAUUGGUGCGAGCGUUAUCCUCAAGAAGAAAGCUCUCCUCCGACUGGCUGACGCCGGUCACGCCAGGGCAGGUGAUGGAGGUCAUGGCUACCUGAAGGACUGCCUGUGGUGGGGAGGCCUGUUGACCAUGGGAGUGGGAGAGGUCUGCAACUUUGUCGCCUACAUGUUUGCUCCGGCAACGCUGGUGACUCCACUGGGCGCUCUGAGUGUCCUCAUCAGUGCAGUUCUGUCCUCCUACCUCUUGGGGGAGGUGUUGAACAUUGUGGGGAAGCUCGGCUGUCUGCUGUGCUUGCUGGGAAGCAUCCUGCUGGUCAUCCAUGCACCAGAGGAACAGGAAGUGACAUCACUACAGGACAUGACCGACAAGCUGCUGGAGCCUGGUUUCCUGGUGUACGUGUCGGCGGUGUUGGUGCUGUGUGCGGUGCUCGUGUUGUAUUUCUCUCCUCGGUUCGGUCGAUCCAACAUUCUCGUCUACAUCAGCAUCUGCUCGCUGCUCGGAGCGUUCACCGUCUCCUCUGUGAAGGGCCUCGCCAUCGCCAUCAACACCGUGAUUUAUGAUAUUUCCGUUCUUGCUAAUCCUCUCACCUGGAUCCUGCUGCUCACUCUCAUCGUCUCCAUAGUAACACAGGUGAACUACCUGAACAAGUCUCUGGACACGUUCAACACCCUGCUGGUUUACCCCGUCUACUACGUCCUCUUCACCUCCGUGGUCCUGUCCACCUCCAUCAUCCUCUUCCAGGAGUGGAGGAGCAUGGCGGUGGUGGACGUGGUCACGACGCUGGGAGCCUUCGUGGUCAUCGUGGUGGGCGUGGCCAUGCUGCACCUCUUCAAAGACCUGCAGGUGACGAUGGAGCAGCUGACCAAUCAGCUGUCUCCGCCUGUGGAGAGGGAGGGACUUGCAGAGGAGCUGUCAGUCAACGCGGGAGGAGGAAAAGCAGGAGGGACCAAUAAAAGAGAGGAUAAGUACGGACUGGUGGACAACAUGGUGAUAGAGAGUCUUCCCCCGAUGAGAGAGGAGGGACCAAGAGUCUUCAUCAUCAGCUGAGAGCGACAGGAGGACGACGGAGACGCAGGUUUCUCUGGACCUUGUAGUUCAGACGGCUCAGCGCCGUAGUCUCACUCUGACUGAUGAUUUUAUUUUUUAGAUUUUUUAGAAGGUCCAGGCCUCUGGUUUGAUGACGUUUCAUUUCACUGUUGAUUUGAAUGAGCUUUCACACGAAGCAACUGGUAGAAUGUGCACCUGGACCUCGACCGACGUCAGAUGUUAUUUGAGCAAUAAUAUUGAUAAUUUGGAUUUAUAUAGCACCUUUUGAGGUACAAGGUUUGAGGUUAUGAAUGAAAUAAGAAGUAGAACAAACAAAGAACAGAAAAUAUUUCAUGAGGUUUUUAAUCAUUUCUCCUUCAGACGGUUUUUAUUUACAGACGUCCAGAUGUUUUUAUAUGUGCUGAUCCUGAGCCCUGUCUCAUACCAAUGUAUACAUGAAUAAUAUACAGUAACAUAGAUUAAACAGUGUGUGUUUGUCUGUUUGACAGUGAAAUAACCUGACCGCUUCGUCUCACACACCUCGGUUUUUAUGAGCUUCUUGAUCCUGAGGCUCAUGGAUCAACAAUGUAAAGGUUUUACUUGUGUAAAUGAUGUGAUAUGAGUCAAAGUUCAGUCUGGAGGAUGACGCCUCUGAGAGAAGACGUCUCACUCUGUUGGAUUUUUUUGGGAGCUGCAGAAACACUCAGUGUGAGUGGAGCUUCUUCGUUUGGCCCAUGUCCCAUCUGCUAACAUGGAGGGGGCGGGGCUUAUGACCUAUAUUGCAGCCAGACACCAGGGGGCGAUCAAGAUGAUGUGGCUUCCCUUUAGAGGGGCCGGCAUGUCGUCCGUCCUUAUUUAGAGUCUGUGGUAUCUGAUUAUGGCUCAGUUUCACCUUGUGCAUUGUUGUGGUUGACUAGUGAAUCAUUUGUAUAUAUUUAUUGUAUAUUACUACUUUUGUGGUGUUAUUUUAUUCAUGUGAAGCAUUUCGGGACUUUGCUGUGGUAAAGGUGCUGCACAAAAUAAACGUCGUUACUUA